This is a messenger RNA of Acanthochromis polyacanthus (spiny chromis), 6474 nucleotides long. Its product is annotated as zinc finger E-box-binding homeobox 1-like. Gene Ontology annotation, biological process: anatomical structure development; regulation of transcription by RNA polymerase II. NCBI's taxonomy places the organism in Eukaryota, Metazoa, Chordata, Actinopteri, Pomacentridae. The record is from RefSeq and is a predicted model, not a curated record. The transcript has 8 exons. The coding region runs from base 305 to 3703 and encodes 1132 amino acids. Gene Ontology annotation, molecular function: RNA polymerase II cis-regulatory region sequence-specific DNA binding; DNA-binding transcription factor activity, RNA polymerase II-specific.
GGUUAUGAGGUAUGAUGUGUGCAAGCCGAGGGGCUGGAAAGCACCUUUCUCUUUUUUCCUUCUCUUCUCCUGCUGACGACACGACGGUGACUCUGUGCGUCUGUACAGGAGCCAUCAUCAUCAUCACCACCACCAUCAUCAUCAUCAUGUUUACCUGAACGCGGAUAACGGAGGCUGACAAAUGGCCUAGAAAUAAGCAGAAAUAACACCUGCGGCUCUGCACCGUUUAACGGAACAGGAUCUGCUCGCCGUUUUUUCUAAAGGCUGUGCGCGUCGUGAGGAGCCAGAAAAAAAGCAGCUCCAAAUGUCAACUUGUGCAGUGACAAAUUUCAACAAUGGCUUGGAGGCCAGUUCAGACUCCGAUGAUGAGGACAAGCUACACAUUGUGGAGGAGGACAGCCUGCAGGAGCCAGAGGUUGCCAACGCUGACGGGACCACGGCACUGGACAGCCAUGAUGCCGCCAUGACAGUAUUACCCCACAAUGGCUCCUGGAACGGAGUGAAAGAGGAGUGUGUGUCGGAAGAGGAGGAGGAAGAGGAGACUGUGAAGGAUGCUCUAGUGGAGGAGAUCCUCCAACAGGGAGACACAGCCAUCAUCUAUCCCGAAGCCCCCGAAGACGAGCAGAGUCCAGCAGAGACCGGAGGCGCUGAUGAAAACGGAACGCCAGAUUCCUUCUCCCAGUUGCACACUUGCCCCUACUGCUCCCGGGGCUACAAGCGCAAUGCCUCGUUGAAGGAGCACAUUAAGUAUCGCCACGAGACCAGCGAGGACAACUACAGCUGUUCACACUGCAGCUACACCUUCACCUACCGAUCGCAGCUGGAGAGGCACAUGAGCCACCACCGGGGCACCAGGGAGCAGCGUCACGUUUCUCAGUCGACAGGAGGAUCAGGAGGAACAGGUGGAACACGCAAGUUUAAGUGCACCGAAUGUUCCAAGGCCUUCAAAUACAAACACCACCUGAAGGAGCAUCUACGCAUUCACAGUGGUGAGAAACCAUACGAAUGCUCCAACUGCAAGAAGCGAUUCUCCCACUCAGGCUCCUACAGCUCCCACAUCAGUAGCAAAAAGUGUGUGGGUGUUGCACCUCCUAAUGGUGCUGCUCGAACGUCGAUUAAAUCCCCCCCACCAAUGACACAGUCCAGGCCUGUUGUAAUUGCUCCAGCUCGCAUGAUUCUCAAAGAGAAGACGGAAAGCAAACCUCUGCAGGAGCAGCUGCCUGUUACCCAGAUCAAAUCAGAACCUGUGGAAUACGAAUGCAAACCAGUGAUGGCGGCACCAGCGACGUCAGCUGGUAGUAACGGAGUGGUGAACGGAGGGGCGACACAGCCGGCGGUGGUUCCCACUGCAACCCUUCCUCAGGGUGUAGCUAUGGUCGUGCCAACAGUCGGACUGAUGUCGCCCAUCAGUAUCAAUCUUAAUGACUUGCAAAAUGUGCUGAAGGUGGCAAUGGACGGAAACGUGCUCAGGCAGGUGCUGGGUUCGGCCAACGGGGUGGUGACGCAGGGGAAGCAGGGGAUUGUAGUCCAGCAGCCUCAGCAGCAGAUCAUCAGUCUCCCGGCUUUUGUGGAUCACGACGGAACCACGAAGAUCAUCGUCAACUACAGCAUCAGCCCCGCAGCCGCCACCACUGCCACUACCCAGCCUACUGCGCUAACCGUCAAAAAUAACCCUCCUCCCCUUCCUGCUAUCACGACCUCAGCUUCUGUAGCGACUAUCCCAACCCAAACAGACAAACCCCAAACUCCAGAGGUGACUGACCUCACAGUUGUCAAGGCGGAGCCAGAAUCUGUUUCCAUCACGGACUUGGAGACAGACGCAGCCACACAGACAGAAAAGGCAACUGUUCCAACUUCAGAGUCAGCUCAGAUGCCAAAACCCAACAGCAACAGUACGUGUUUACUAUGUGACGACUGUCCCGACAACCUGGAGGCACUACACCUCCUACAGCAUCGCAAAGCAGCCAACGGUGAGGCCGUCGAUUCGGCCGCUUUGGACCCUUCGUUCGCUGCUCUGCUGAGCGAGGCGGGAGUGACACUGGAGGAGCCGCCUGUGGACGACCUCCUUUCGCUCCUCAAGACCUACUUCGCCUCCAACGCCAACCCCAGCGAGGAGGAGCUGACAAAGAUCUCAGAGUCUGUCAGUAUUCCAGUGGACGUGGUGAGGAAGUGGUUUGUCAAGAUGAAGUCUGGGAAAAAUUUGAGCAAAUGUCACAGUGAAGCUACAGAAAUUUCAAAAAAGACUGAAACCGCAAAUUCCAGCUCAGAGGACACUUUGAAUCAGAAUGAAGACGAAGAUGAAGACGUCAUCCAGGAAGCAUCCAACAAUGCCUCGUCAGAGUCUGGCAGUGCCUCCCCGUCGGACUCCACAUCGCUUAGCUUGAACAAUGGGGACCUCGUCAUCGUUAAAAGCGAGCCCGAAGACCCAGAGGCCAUCGACUCCCAGGCAGAGCCCCUGGACCUUUCUCUCCCUAAACAUAUCGCAGCAGCAUUGGAAAAGAAAACGACGACGCCUCCCGCCAAGCAGCAAGAUCAGCCUCUGAACCUGACCUGCUUGAGGAAGGAGCAGCUGGAUGGUCGAACCAUCUAUGUCACCACGCCUCAGACCGGAAGAUCUGUUAACAUCGUCACUGCCACACAGCUGCCCACCUUGGUGGCCAUUGCUGGUCAGGGCACCAUGGGCUGCCUCAGUGCCAUCAAUACCACAACAAAGCGCACCAUCCUCAUCCCCCAGCUCACCUAUACGUACGCCACUACGGCCAACAGCGCCACUGGAACCAAGACUGUCGUGCUCAACGGCCACAAGCAGGAGAAGCGUUUGGAGAGCAGCUCUGACGGCGUUUCAACAGUUGAGGAGCAGAAUGAUUCGGAUUCGGUCGCGCUGAUGAAGAAGCGGCGGCUGGAGCACGGCGUCUAUCCCUGUGAUCUCUGCUCCAAGGUCUUCCAGAAGGGCAGUUCUCUGCUCAGGCACAAAUAUGAACACACAGGAAAACGGCCCCACGAAUGCAACGUUUGCAAGAAGGCCUUCAAACACAAACAUCACCUGAUCGAACACUCGAGGCUGCACUCCGGGGAGAAACCCUACCAGUGUGACAAGUGCGGGAAACGAUUCUCUCAUUCAGGUUCGUACUCCCAGCACAUGAACCACCGCUACUCCUACUGCAAGAAGGACGGGCCCAACUCAGAGCCCCCUGGCUCCAUCCUGGGGCCACCCAGGGUCCAGAUGGAGCUUGGCAGCCCCGGUGCCGGACCACAGUCUGACAGCCGGACCACAACGCCACCCUCCCAACUGGACUCAGACGAGAGGGAGAGUGAAGAAGAGGAGGACGAUGACGACGAGGCCAUGUGCAUGGACGACAUCCGGGUGGUGCAGGUGGACGACGGCGAGUGCGAGAUAUACGAGGGGAACUUUGAUGACGAUGACGAGGACGGAGAGGAGCUGGUGGAGGAAGAAGUAGAAGAAGAAGAGACUGAAGGAGAGAAGCCUGAGGAGCAGUUUGUUUGUGAUGUCGUUGAAGUCGAGCUGGGGGACGGUCACAUGGAAAUGGACAACGAGACGGAGGAAAGAACCGACGAAAAGGAGGAAUUGGCAAGUGUAGAUGCGGAGGAAAUGGCAGACUGUGAAGCGAAUACGGACAAAAGCAUCAGGGAGGAGUCGAACGGCACCGAACCAACAGAGGAAGAGGUGACAAACGCCAAAUAAAGGAAGGUUUCCUCGGGACAGUUCGAAUGUGUCGGUCGGUGAAGUUAUUUUAGACAAAACCGCAUCUUGCCAUCAGAAGAAAAGUCACGGCAGUUGCCUGAUCUUAUAACGGUCCACUACUGUGUAAAAAAAACCCAGGUGUGCCUGAACUUGGAAAAAGAAAAAGAAAACACAAAAAACAGUGACUUUUUAUUUGUGAAAAAGAAAUAUCAGUGUUUAAAAUUGUUUAUAGAAGUACAGAUUUUAAAGUAGAACUCACCCGUCAACUUGUUAGACUUGUUACUGAGACAUCCCAGGUUGUUUUUCUUUAUUUUCAUUCAGUCAGUGUUACUAAUCUUGUGCUUGUUUGAAAACCUUUUAACCUGUAAAGAUGAAAAAGAUUUCUAUACCUUUUUAUUGCCAAUGAAUUUUCCUAAAUCAGUAUUUUAUUGAGUUCUACGAACAAAAAACCUCUGCACUACAGUAAUCCUGGUUUACCUAUGGAUACAUGCCUCAUGCAUCGUAUGCCCUUCAGUGUUAUAUAUGUACACUAGCUAGCGAGAUGUCGUUUGUGUCAGUGUUAGUCUUUGCUAGCUAGCAUUACUUUUUGUUUUUCAGUUCGACUGUUAGCCUUAAGGAAAACAAAGUAUUCUUGGGGAGGGUUGUGGGUGGGAUGGGGAGUCAGGGGAUGAGAAUGCGGCUUCUGUACGCCAUAACCAAAUUUGUCCUAUCAGGGAAGGUAGAGUCAGAACCUCAAAGCCAGCAUCAGGCGCCUUUGUUUCGUCCGCCUAGCGAGGCCUGAGUGGGCUGAGUUUCCAGGUGAAGUUUCAAAAGCAGACUUCCCUCUCGGCUCCGUUGCAGUUUCGAAACACCGGCGCCUAUUCUUACCAAGCUUCUCCUUCUUUUUUUGGUUGACUUUUUAAGUUCUAAGUCCGUGUUUCAGUAUUAUUAGCUUGUAUUUGAAGUCAUACUGUAUGUGAAGGAUCGGGGCUGUUUCCUGCUCCACCCCAAUGCCUCCAGCCUUAUGCAAGACCUGUGUGCUGUUAAAAGUGCCAUUGAACAGUGUUAUUAUUUCUUCUUCUUCACAUAUGUAGCCAGUAUUAUGUCCCUUUUGUUACUUACACAAGACCCAUGUUUACUAAUGUUUGUUGACUUGCACAGAACAGCAAAUUUGUCACAACUAUAUAAGGAUACUUCCUGUGAAAUUAAUUAAAACAUUUGAGGCCUUUUUUUAAAGUAUUAGGAGCCACAUGAAAGAUGACUAACAGUAUUUGGGCUUAAACUAAUGAACAUAUAAAGUAUCAAAUAACCUGCUGACUGUAUAAUGUGUAUUAAUCAAAUUAUUGUCUGCAAAAGACAGAAAGUAGUGUGUUAUAUUUCAGCAGAGCCUAUUGUUGGGUCAACGCAUGUCUUGUUUUAUCAGCCAAAAACCCACAAAUGUUCCGUUUUCAGUGAUAAAUAACAGAGAAAAGCUGAAAAUCUUUACAUAGGAGAAACUAGAAGCAGAGAGUGUUUUAGCAUUUUUAGCAAGUUUUGCAUAUUUGUGUUCCAGCUACCUAGAUUUAAAUAUUUGCUGUUGAGAAAUACUGUUUAGUUGUGGCUCAACAGCAUCUUCUAACUGUAGUAAAGUUUUGAAGCGACAAAAACUGUGUGAAAACCUUCAGACUCCAGACUGAGCUUUCCUGUGGAUUUAAAAAAUGCCUUGUGACCUUGAGAUAAUCCAUUUUCAGACAAACUCUGUCAUAAAUCUAAAGUUUAUCAAAUGUUUACAUCCCUGAACGUGCAGGGAGCGAUUUAACUCUAGCUUGACGUUGCGCCCCAGCAGGUUGGCUCAGGAAGAAACAAAACAAAAUCCAGAUCAAUUUAAUGUAAAAUAAAAAGUCAGAAAAACUCAAUUUCAGUCACACUUGUGCACUUGUUUUCAGAUAGUAAAAGAAAUUGUGGCAAAUUAAGUCCCGCACUUCAGGUAACAAGCGUUGGUGAAUGUGGUCUCUCUCAGUUGAAGAGUUUUGAGUUGGUUUUACCGAACAGUGUUUAUUAGUAUUAGUCUGUUUUAUUUUUUUUUUUUUGUUUUUAAUGUGUGUCCUCCGUAUUUUUUUGUCAACAAUGGCAGUAUUAGAACCCUUUUCACAGAUAAAAAAAAUAUACCUGUUUAGUUUUUAGAAGACUUUUUUAUAUUUAUGUGUCUUAUUUUUAUAUUUUCUUUUAUGGUUAUUUAUUACACAUUGUAGUGUACAUUACUGUAGUUUGAAUUGAUACAAUAAUAUAUUUUAGUAUGAAAAAUAAUCUCAAGACAAACAAAAAAUCCCAAAAUGUGGUUCUGGGAGAUGGAGUUUGUUUUAACAAAAAAGAAAAAAAAAGAAAAAGUGAUAAAACAUGUAUUCUGUAAACUUGACUUCUGUUUUAAGCUAAAAAAAGAAAAAGAAAAAGAAAAAAGACGGGAAUGAAGUGAGAAAUAGAAACUGUUACAUGUGCAUCCGCUCUUUGCGUCGUUAUAAAGCUACUGAAUUCUAAAACUCUGUGAUUUUUAAAGCAUGAGUCGUCGCCGUUUUAAUGAAGGAUCUUGUUAUGAAGACGUUACUCCUCCCAUUUUAUUUUGAAGCCAAAUUUCACAUCGUCCCGUUACCCAGUUUUCUGUUCUGUGCCAACUUGUUCCAUUGUACUGUUGAAGGUUUGCAUAAUGUUUGUCCCCCAACACGCCCCUUUGUAAAUCCACUGUCUUUUUGUAUUGUUUUUAUUUUAGGUUUGCUCCAUUUUUAUGACUCCCCAUCACAAUAAAAUGUAAGACAGCA